Musa acuminata subsp. malaccensis (wild Malaysian banana) is the source of this 612-nucleotide messenger RNA. The record is from RefSeq and is a predicted model, not a curated record. Lineage: Eukaryota; Viridiplantae; Streptophyta; Magnoliopsida; Zingiberales; Musaceae.
UUUGCUUCGUAUGGGCGUGCAAUCCUCCUCCAUUCCUCCUUGCAAAGAACAGGGAAAGAUCUCAUCAUGGAAGUCCAAAAGAGUGCUGUCGACAUCGUAACAGUAGAUGGCCAUGAAGCUCGUGGUCUUGUGGCUUCAGGAAAUCGCUACUUGGAUGUAAGGCUGGAGGAGGACUUCGAGAAAGGACAUGUAGAGGGUGCUUUGAAUAUUCCCUACUACUCAUCUGUUACUCCUCAAGAGAAGGUGAAGAACCCUCGGUUCAUCGAGCAAGUCUCGUCGCUCUUUGGAAAAGAUGAGGUUUUUAUUGUGGGUUGUCGAUCGGGAGUGCGAGCAAAACGAGCGACCGUAGAUCUCCUCGAUGCAUUUCAUUUUGCAGGGUUUUGGAAACGUCAAGUAUCUUGCAGGAGGCUACCUUUCAUGGCUGAAGAGCACAAAUGAAGAAGCAUAACAUUGUGAUUUCACAAUCCAUGGAGUCUUGUCUUGCUGUGUGGUUGGUGUUACAAUAAUACUGUGAUCGAUUGUACUACCAGAAACGAUGCCAUUUCUCCAAAGACCUGAUGGAGAUGCUUAUUAUAUUUCUAUAUUAAAUGCCAUUUUCUCGUUUCGCUUUUA